Molecule: messenger RNA, 822 nt
Organism: Blastocystis hominis
Lineage: Eukaryota; Bigyra; Opalinata; Blastocystidae
Exons: 4
Coding region: 1-822 (273 amino acids)
Biological process (GO): protein deubiquitination
Molecular function (GO): cysteine-type deubiquitinase activity
Source: RefSeq, a predicted model, not a curated record
AUGCAGCUUGUCAAGUAUGCGUUUGCUUUUGAAACUUUACUAAAGUGUUUAUUCCAUAUCCCGGAGCUAGCAGUUCUUAUUCUUACAGCAAAAAGCGGAGUUCUUGAUAAUUCUCUGUCUUCCGAUGAGGAACUUAUCCCUAUUCUAGCAAAAAUCAUAUCCGGGACAUUCCAAACGCCAAACAAAGCUAUCUAUAUAUCUUCUAUUUUUUCAGCACUUUCAGCACGGGUUCCUUAUCUGUGUGAUGGGACCCAGCAUGAUUCCCAUGAAGUUAUCGCGUUUCUUUUGCAAGCCAUCGAAGAGGAAUUGCUCGGUGCCCGUGUUCCGGGCAGUCCAAUCGACAACCUCUACGAAAACGCCUCACCACGGGAGUAUCAGCUGUGGUGGGACCACUACAAGCGCUACAAUCCGACCUCCAUUACCACACUUUUCUACGGCUACUCGAUCACCUCCACACUCUGCUCGCAUUGCCACGCCCACUUCUCUACGCUCUCCGCCUUCAACACGCUCCACAUCCCCCUCCCCCUCACCCAAACGCGGUUAAACGUGAAUCUUGUCCACCAGUUCCUGGACCUUCCUACCGGACACGUGAGUCUCCGAACCGAGCCAAUCUCUGUCAAGGUGGGUCCCUCCGCCUCUCUACGCGACGUCCGCGCCGCCAUCCUCGCUUCUCUCGCCUCGAACUCGAACACCAACACUCAUAGUGAUGAAAGCAAAGCCUGCUCUCUGGACAUCGCGCUGCUCAUCGGGACAGCGACGGGCUGCGCAACUUCUUCCUCCUCGCCUACCCCGUACGUCGUCCGCGCGCGGAGUUCUCGGUAG